AUGCAGCAAGCUCUAGAAGGAGCUUUGGAGCGUGCGGAGUAUGUCAUUGCAAGUGCCCAGCAGAGACCGCCGAAAAGGAAAUACUCAUCUAGUGGGGAAACGUCUCUCUAUGGAAAACUUUAUGCCAUUUAUGCCGAAGAAUGUGAAAAAGAGCCUGAGGUUACGGAGGAAUUAAGACGCAACGUGAACCUGUUAGAGAAGCUUGUUAGGAGGGAGUCGUUGCCGUGUUUGGUGGUCAACCUGUACCCAGGAAAGGAGGGCUAUUCUCUGGUGCUCAGGGAGGGAAAUGGAUCAUCUACAGAGAGCGUGCGGCUGCCCUAUGAAGCAGGGGAAUUGCUCGAAUACUUGGAUGCAGAAGAAUUACCUCCCGUUUUGGUGGAUCUCCUGGAAAAGUCUCAGGUUAACGUUUUUCAUCAUGGGUGUGUCAUAGCAGAAAUACGGGACUACCGGCAGUGCAGUGACAGGGAACGUCCCGGCUACCAAAGCAGGCAUAUCCUCUUACGUCCCACGAUGCAGACUUUAGCCUGCGAUGUGGAGGCCAUAGUGAGCGAUCACCAGAAUUGGACCCAGGAGGACAAACUUUUGCUUGAGAGCCAGCUGAUCUUAGCUACAGCUGAGCCACUGUGUCUAGACCCUUCUAUAUCAGUAGCCUGCACUGCAAACAGACUGCUCUAUGACAAGCAGAAGCUGAACACUCUUCCUAUGAAAAGGAGCUUCAAGAGGUUUUCUACGGCCUCUCUGAAUCGGCAGGAGGAGCUGUCUCAUUGUCCACCUCCUCCUGAACUCAGAGCCCUGACUUCUUGCAAAAAAAUAAGAGAAAGUAAAACAGGUGCGGAUUAUGGCCUCAAAACUUUUAAAGCAGGAAAUUGUGUAGAUUUGUGGAAACAGAGACCUUGUGACUUGGCUGUACCUUCCCGAGUGGACGUGGAGAAAUACGCUAAAGGGAAGAAGUCUGUCAGAUAUGGUGACCCACAACCAAGAGUCUGGCCAGUGCGUGAGGUACAAGGUGGUCUUGCAUUUGGAAGGGAGGCUGGCUACCAGCCCCAGGCAACAAGGCUGACCAUCAGGCAGCCGAUUGAUAAUUCGCUUGCCUCUGGAAAAGGGUCUGGUAAAGAAGUCACGUGGGAGACACAGCUGUGUCCCCCUCACUCCUCCACAGAUGAGCAUUCCAACAGUUUCCUGCGGAGGCCAAAGACUGAUGCUGGGAACAUGGUCAGUCGGCCAGAGGAAUUGGUCCAGAAGAGCGCCCGGUGUCCAGUGCUGAUGUCACACAGCUCCGGCGGCUCAGCUAGUCUCAGGCGGCAGCCGUCUCCAGGGAAAGAACCAGAAGAGCCUGAGACUGGGAGGGUUCAGUGUUCAGGUCGGGGCAGAGGAGCCAAACAUCUGCCUCCCCCUCUGAGACUUCCCUGGAGCUCAGCAAAGGUCUGCUGGGGUGACGGUUUCACUUCACAGCAAGCAGGCAGCUCUCAGGCAUGUCCAUCUCCAGGCCCUGCUCCUAAGCCACCAAGUCUUUCCCAGAAAUCCUCUGUGGGGCUGAACCGAGUUAGCUGGCUUCCUGCCGCCGCCCUGUCCCCGGCGGCCUCAUCGCAGAGGCCCCCGGACGCCCAGGUCACAGCCAUCUCCGCUGGCGUGAAGGUCCCCAGAGUGUUGGGGCCCCAGCCCCCGCGGGGGUCCAGCCAGGCCACCUGCCCGCAGGGGCUCGGCCACCGAACCCGCGGCCCGCCACCCCGCCACCUUCCUCUCCUCCUCCUCGUCCUCCUCCUUCGGGAGGGGUUCAGCUGCUUUUGA
Hippopotamus amphibius kiboko is the source of this 1788-nucleotide messenger RNA. Its product is annotated as transcription factor SPT20 homolog. Gene Ontology annotation, cellular component: SAGA complex. NCBI's taxonomy places the organism in Eukaryota, Metazoa, Chordata, Mammalia, Artiodactyla, Hippopotamidae. Gene Ontology annotation, molecular function: transcription coregulator activity. Bases 1 to 1788 code for a protein of 595 amino acids. The transcript has 2 exons. Gene Ontology annotation, biological process: regulation of transcription by RNA polymerase II. The record is from RefSeq and is a predicted model, not a curated record.